CGCCAGGCUCCAGCCAAGCAGCAGCGCCCACGCUUCUUGCUCUCUUUUCUUCUCUGUUCAACUACCGAGAUGGCGAGCUGGUUUUGGAGGAAGAGAGGGUCCUCAGCAGGCAAAGGAUCGGGACCGGGGCCCACCAAAGUGGUCCUCGACGGAUCGGACAUCGAGGAGUUGGUUGGGAACAAGGAGGCGUUCAGUAGCUACGUGGACCACAAGUUUCAGGAGCUGGACCGGGACCACGACGGAAAGCUGUCGGUGAGGGAGCUCGAGCCUGCUGUCGCCGAUAUCGGCGCUGCGCUCGGGUUGCCGGCUCAGGGAUCUUCGCCGGACUCUGAUCACAUCUAUUCCGAGGUUCUGAGUGAAUUCACACAUGGAAAACAGGACGUAGUAAGCAAGUCUGAGUUCAAAGAGGUGCUCUCUGACAUUUUGUUAGGAAUGGCAGCUGGGCUUAGAAGGGAUCCAAUAGUAAUUUUAAGGAUGGAUGGGCAAGAUUUAAGAGAAUUUGUCGAGAGUCCAAAGUUUGAACCGACAGCAGUUUCCAUAUUUUCCACAAUAGAGCCAGGUAAUGCCUCUUUAGGCAAGUGCAUGUUACUGGCUCUGGAACAACUCAAAGUCGAACAGGGAAUGCCCCCAUCUUCGGAUACUUGGGUUUCGAGCAAUAUUAUUGAGCCUGUUCUUCAAUCAUUUUCUAGUGAUCAACUGGAAAAACCUGUUUCUGAUGAGGUAUUCUUAGAAGAAUUCAAGAAGUUGUUAUUAGGAAUUGCUCAGAGGCUCCAAGAACAUCCUGUUAUUGUUGCACACAGCGAAAACACCUUCAAUGGCAGUGGUAUCAGACGAUUGUUGUCUAACAAAUUUGAAGUGGAUAAGUUGUUGGAUGCAACAUGGAAGGAUCUACCGAAGGAUCGCCAUCAUAAAUCAUCAAAGGAGUACCUCCGAAUUGCUCUUGAUAGCAUUGCUGCAGCAGCAGGUUUGCCUCCUUAUGGUGCAGUCAACGAGAUCGAUGCCAUUGUGAACGAGGCGAUUAGGAUGGUGAACGCAGACGACGGGAAAAGCAUGAACGAAGAAGAGUUUAAGAAGCUAAUUGCUGAGAUACUUGGAUGCAUCAUGCUACAACUGGAGGGCCGACCAAUCUUUGUUUCUUCUAACUCAGUGGUCAAUGAGCCAUUAGCUUCUUCAUCCUCAAUCCUGUGUCCUGCACCUGACAGUACUGAUUUGCCCUUAAAGGAGUGAUCAUACAUACUAACUUAUGUGAGAGGGGCAUGCUUCUUAACAUUAUCAUGUAUCAUAGUGUGAUAAUAAGUUGACCUUUCAUGCAUGUUGUUUUUUGAGGCUUGAUAAGUGGCCUUCUCCACGAAUGGUUUCUUCUAAGUGGGAAUAAAAGAUCGUUGAUCUCUUACUAUGUAUCCACAUUAAGCUUGUACACACUGAUCAAUGUAAAUGUUAAACAUACGACUUUUAUUAUGUGUUUUGUUAGUUGAGAUGAAGGAUUUUGGUUUUC
Asparagus officinalis (garden asparagus) is the source of this 1495-nucleotide messenger RNA. RefSeq lists its product as uncharacterized. Gene Ontology annotation, molecular function: calcium ion binding. The transcript is spliced from 5 exons. Lineage: Eukaryota; Viridiplantae; Streptophyta; Magnoliopsida; Asparagales; Asparagaceae. Bases 70 to 1227 code for a protein of 385 amino acids. The record is from RefSeq and is a predicted model, not a curated record.